AUGUCUGAGCCCGUCUUCGGCGUACCAUAUCGCCACGGACCUGCUGCAAGUAUCACUAACAAGAUGCUGACCAACAAAAACGUAUUUUUGCUUGCUGCAGCCGGGUUAUUCACUGUUUUUCCUGACGCCAGUGGUGUCAGCUACAAUGCAGUUCCAUUGCCCACCGCUGUCCUACUGGGCCAUACUGCUACGCUUCACUGCAGCUUCCAUGACUUGUCACCAGAUGAUGCCGUUAGUUGGGUGAGGUCAUCACCUGCAAGAGCCAUUACAAUUGGCAGGAGGGUGGACCCAAAGUACCCACGAUACCAGGUUGUUGGUGACGUGCAGAAAGGGGAGUUUAAUCUACGGAUCCAGGACGUUAGCCUAGAGGACAGAGGAGCUUACACGUGUAGCAUAUUUGGUCUUGAACCUAAAGAAGCAAUGUUAACUGUAUACCUAUUCCUCAACCCCCUACACUGA
Molecule: messenger RNA, 459 nt
Organism: Branchiostoma floridae (Florida lancelet)
Lineage: Eukaryota; Metazoa; Chordata; Leptocardii; Amphioxiformes; Branchiostomatidae
Product: kin of IRRE-like protein 1
Exons: 4
Coding region: 1-459 (152 amino acids)
Biological process (GO): cell-cell adhesion
Cellular component (GO): cell-cell junction
Molecular function (GO): cell adhesion molecule binding
Source: RefSeq, a predicted model, not a curated record